Orbicella faveolata is the source of this 3322-nucleotide messenger RNA. RefSeq names its product ribosomal oxygenase 2-like. NCBI's taxonomy places the organism in Eukaryota, Metazoa, Cnidaria, Anthozoa, Scleractinia, Merulinidae. Gene Ontology annotation, cellular component: nucleolus. Gene Ontology annotation, molecular function: histone H3K4 demethylase activity; histone H3K36 demethylase activity. The record is from RefSeq and is a predicted model, not a curated record.
GGCGGAGGAGGAUAGGCCCCAGUGAGGAAACGGGGGUUAAAUUUAAAGACACGGGGAAGAUGGAGGAAGGCUUAUUCCCGACUGCUGACUUCUGGUGGUUUCCGUCCUUUUUGAUGUUGGCCGGAGAAACCAAGAGAGGAAGAUCCAUACCCUGAACCUUUAUGACUUUUUUGGUAUAUCUAAGAUUUCAUCAUUGCUUACUGGUAAUAUAAAGGAUCAACUGUACUUUCAGCUUUCUGUUAGAAUGGAAUUUGUGGUAUGGCUGAAAAAGGAAAUGGAGACAUUUUGUCUGCACAGGUAGCCACGUGACAGGGUAAGUUCAGCAUCAGGUGUAACAAAAAAUUAGUCUAUUCAUCUUUCUUUUUCAGUCCCUACAGAAGUUUUGUUCUGUUAAUUAUUUCCCCCAGAUAAUUUCAUUUAGAUGUUCAACUGUUUGUUCGUUUUUACCUCGUUCCAGGGUAGCAAAUUACAUAUUUGCGAUUGCUCAAAAUGCGAAUCUAAAGUCAAAUAACCGCGGGUACGCCUCUAAAAUUGGCGGGAAAAAUUGACCAAUUGGAUCAACUUAAAUUGGCGCGCCUUUACGAUGCUUUGCAGAGGGCUGACUACACGUGACAAGUCGCAGAGCAAGGCUUCUAUCCUUCGUGUUGUGCGGGCUAAAUUUGUCCUAAAUUCUUCUUUUUUUGCCUGAGUAAGACCAUGAAGCGAAAGAAUCGUGCUGCUAGUGCUUCUACGACUUCUCCUGAAGGGAAGAAGAAGAAAGUAGCGAGUGCAAAUGACCCGGAAUCCUCGACAUCUGCGACCAAGGCGAUAGACUACACUUCAUCGUCAAGGGUUGUCGAGUCUCUUCUUGCUGUGACUGACUUGGAGAACUUUUUCGAAGAGACCUGGGAGAAGAAACCGCAUUUCGUUAAGCGGGAGAACGCCGACUUUUAUGGCGCACUGUUUUCGAAGAAAGAUGUGGAAAGCCUGUUGAAGAAAGAAGAAAUUCAAUUCACUGAAGACGUCAGUUUGAGUCGGUAUGUCGAAGGAAAGACAGAGCCGCUGAACGAGGAGGGACGCGUCAAUUUGAAACACAUCAAGGCGGCUGGAGUCGCCGUACAGUUUCACCAACCAGAUAGAUUCAAGGAUGAAGUCUGGAGGUUAAUAGAGUCACUGGAAACUUACUUUAGGUGUCUUGUUGCUGCUGAUGCAUUUAUCUUCCAACCUGGUUCCCAAGGUCUAGCCCCACAGUUUGAUGAAAUGGAGACAUUUAUCCUUCAGCUAGAGGGAAAAACAAAAUGGAAACUUUUCAAGCCCUUGCAAGAACUCCCACAAGAAGCCAGUCCUGACUUGGAAUUAAGUGACUUGGGAGAACCCACUGAUGAAUUUGACAUGGAGCCUGGUGAUUUCCUGUACUUUCCAAGAGGAACUGUUUAUUUUCCUGCUCCCAUUGAAGACAAAGAUCAUGCAGUGCACCUGGCAAUAACUACAUUCCAAGAAAAUUCUUGGGGCAACAUGCUGACAAGUGCAUUGUCUAACGCAGUAGAAAAAGCCAUGGAAAGUGAUGUGGAAUACAGAAGAGGACUCCCUGUUAACCUUGCUUCUUUUAUGGGCAGUGGAGUGAAUGGAAAUGAAACAGAAGACCUAUCUGAGCAGAAUGGUGACCAAAAAACUGAUAAUGAAGCUACAGCUGUAGAAAAGGAAGCAGCCAAUCCUAGGACAGCUUUUAAUAAUACCUUAGUGAACCUGUUGAAAGGACUGGUGCGACAUCUUAAUCCUGACAAAGCUGUCGAUGACAUGUUGCGUGACUUUUUUGGCGGCAGGCUUCCUCCUUAUGGAAAAGGUGUCAAAAAAGGGAAAAAGAGGAGCGCUCCCUCCGAGGAAAGUAAGAUCAAACUUUUACAUCCAGACCACGUACGAGUUUUGAUCGGAGACUUGUCGGAAGGCCUCGCGGAGACGGAUGGAAGCGAUGAAGAGAUGUCCGAAGCCGGAGAAGAAGCGGAGGAAGAGGACAGUGAGGAGGAGGCAUCGGAAGAUAGCGAAAAGGAGAACGAGAAGGACUCGAAGAAGGGUGCAAAGAAACAGAAAACAAAGAAAACGGAGAAAGCGAAAGAAACAAAAUCAAAAAGCAAGAGGGCCAAGUCAGAAGAAGAAGAUGAAGCAAAAGAGGACGAGGAUAAAGUAGACGAGGAUGAUGACGAUGACGAGGGGAGUGGGGAUGAAAAUGAAGGAUUUGAAAACGAGGGAGGUGGGGAUGAGUUCAUUUUGGUCCUACAUUCUGUCAACAACAACAGAGCCUCGCAUAUGAUGGGGGACAAGAACCCUUGUUCAAUCCUGAAGUUCCCUUUUCGUUACAAAAACGCCCUGCGGCAGAUCACAAGCGAGCACGACAAGUACAUAGCAGUUAACAGCUUGCAACUUGGUGAAAAGGACCGCUUAUCAUUGGUCAAGUCAUUAUGGGAUGAAGGCUUGCUUGACAUGGAAUAAUUGGAAAGCUGAUGUCGAAAAGUGCUCCAUAUUCAGUUAGACACGUUGAGUUUAUUCUGCUAUUUAACGGAGAGGACAAUAGAGAAAAAGAGAUAGAAACGUUUUGUCCUAUCAAAAGUAACCUGGUUUUUAGCUGAUGUUGGUUAGCUCCUGGUCUGCCGUUUUAGUUGUGUUCUAGUUGCGUUGUAUUUGAGAUCAAAAGCGUUAAAUGCGUGUUAUGUUACUUGUGAGGGAGAGUUGAGUUAUUGCAACAGCCUCAAUCGUUCAGUCAAAAAGAGUAAACCGGACAAAUUAGACGAUCGCUGCCCAGAUAAGAAUGGAAUACGAAAGUUCGAGAAUGGUUUAUGAAUAUGAUACACAUAACACAAUAUAAUUUAAUUGAAUAAAACAAUCGUGUUUAAGGAGUUUUCAGUUUUGUUUUUACUUGUUUGUAGGUUGUGUCUGAGUAACAACCAAAUGUUCAAAAAGAGGAACAGUUUGGGAGACAAACUUCCUAUGAUACAACAACAUGCAUUUACGUUACAGAUAGAAUGCAAGUAUCCCCCACCCCACAUCCCCCAAAAAGGAGUUACACUUUACCUUAGAAUUUCGUAAAAUCUCGCUCAAGCAAGAACUAAUGAUACAUUUCAAUUCCAAAUAGGAAUACGAAGCAUUCUUCGUAGUUCAAAUUCUAAUAAUUUUUAAGAAAUUGGCAAUUUCACGUUGUUCAGCAGAGAACGGCUGAGAAGUGCGCAAGGUCAGUUUUACAUAACGCACGCGAGUUUUGCCAGGCAUUUUGACCAGGAUCAGUAGUUCCUGUUUCGACUGAUGACAUGUUAAUAUUUACUUAAACGUGUCCACUGGGAGAUCGACGAAU